Messenger RNA from Racocetra persica, 619 nucleotides. The record is from the annotation of a GenBank genome assembly. Lineage: Eukaryota; Fungi; Glomeromycota; Glomeromycetes; Diversisporales; Gigasporaceae.
AUGACAACUCCCACAACUUUCUUCGAUUUAUCAUCCCUCGAUUCCGAUUAUAAUUUCUCUGUUAUUCAACAACUUUUUAAACAACCGAAUCUUCUCCAGCAACAAAAUCAAGUCGUAGAAGCUGAAAAUUCUUUCACUGAUCUUACCUUUCUUCCUUCGCAUCAACGACAAGUUGAGGUUCAACCUGCUUAUUUUAAUCAAGCUUAUAACAACUCAUUUCCAAUUCAACAAACCUAUAUCUAUAAUCCAACAGCUUAUCCUUCUCCCCCUUUGGAUGCUUCUACAAAUCUUCCCUCCCCCAGGAUUGAUUUUGAAGACAGUAAUAAUAGAUCAAUGAAUUCUGAUAAUUCUAACAUGUCCACCUCAUCUUCUACCGGUUUUCAAAUGGAUCGUCGUAUGAAUCUACCAGUUGCUCUCCUCCAACAUGUGAAACUUGAACCCGGUUCUUCUGAAGGAUCGCCCGAAGCAUGGUCUCGAGUUCCUGCUCCCGAGACGUCCGGUGCGACUCAUUUUCCGUUCAGUUCAUACUCAACAAAGCCUGUUGAUGAGCGUGCGAUGAAUCCAGCAUUUCAACAACCCAUGGGUUAUUAUGGUCAACCUCAACAUCCUGUAAAUUUCG